AUGGAUCCGUCGAAGAUUGAGGCGAUCAAGAAUUGGGGAGCGCCAAAGACUCCGUCGGAGGUGCGACAAUUCUUUGGACUUGUUGGGUACUACUGGAGAUUCAUAGAGAAUUUCUCCAGGUUAGCGAAGCCUUUGACGCUAUUGACCCAGAAGGAAAGGAAGUUUCAUUGGACAGAAAAGCAGGAGGAAGCUUUUCGGAUGUUGAAGGAAAAGUUGUGUAGUGCACCUAUUCUUUCCCUUCCUAAGGGAAGUGCUGAUUUCGUUGUAUAUUGUGAUGAGUCAUGUUUGGGCCUUAGAAGCGUGCUUAUGUAG
Helianthus annuus (common sunflower) is the source of this 312-nucleotide messenger RNA. RefSeq lists its product as uncharacterized. The transcript has a single exon. The coding region runs from base 1 to 312 and encodes 103 amino acids. NCBI's taxonomy places the organism in Eukaryota, Viridiplantae, Streptophyta, Magnoliopsida, Asterales, Asteraceae. The record is from RefSeq and is a predicted model, not a curated record.